AGCCGCGCCCCUCGUGUCACAUGACCGGAAACGAUGGAGGCGGCCAAGAUGGCGUCCCCCAAGAGCGCCCCUAAAGAUGCGCAGGUGAUGGCGCAGAUCCUCAAGGACAUGGGCAUCACCGAGUACGAGCCGCGCGUCAUCAACCAGAUGCUGGAGUUCGCCUACAGAUACGUCACCACCAUCCUGGAGGACGCCAAGAUCUACUCGAGCCACGCCAAGAAGUCGAGCGUGGACGCGGACGACGUGCGGCUGGCGAUCCAGUGCCGCACCGACCAGUCCUUCACAUCGCCCCCGCCCCGCGACUUCCUGCUGGACAUUGCCCGCCAGAAGAACCAGACGCCGCUGCCGCUGAUCAAGCCGUACUCGGGCCCGCGGCUGCCGCCCGACAGGUACUGCCUGACUGCCCCCAACUACCGCCUGAAAUCCCUGCAGAAGAAGGUCUCCUCCACAGCAGGCAGGAUCACAGUCCCUCGCCUGAGCGUGGGCGCCGUGAGCAGCAGGCCCAGCACUCCCACUCUGGGCACCCCCUCAGCCCAGACCGUGUCGGUGUCAGCCAAGGUGGGCGCGCCGGUGUCGCUGGCGGGGCAGCGCUUCACGGUCCAGAUCCCGUCCUCACAGCCGGCUGGGAAAUCAGCCACUCCCACCACUCCCACGGUGCAGAACGUCCUGAUCAACCCCUCCCUGAUCGGCCCCAAGAACAUCCUGAUCACCACCAACAUGGUCCCGCCCGGCGCCGCCGACCCCAACCCGCUCAAGAGGAAGCACGAGGACGACGACGACUACGACGCCUUGUGAGGGCCCUCAGCCCUUCCUUGGGAUUCAUGGAGCCUUUCCAUGGGAUUCAGGGAGUCUUUCCAUGGGAUUCAUGGAGCUUUUCCUGGGGGAUUCAUGGAGCCCUUCCAUGGGAUUCAUGGAGCCCAUCCCAUGGGAUUCACACAGACUCCAGGGGGUGGGAAUGGGCAGGCCCCGUUUGGGCCUUGGGAGUGUGGAAAUAAAGUGCAGAGUGUUUGUAACCUGG
Zonotrichia leucophrys gambelii is the source of this 1018-nucleotide messenger RNA. RefSeq names its product TATA-box binding protein associated factor 9b (gene TAF9B). The record is from RefSeq and is a predicted model, not a curated record. NCBI's taxonomy places the organism in Eukaryota, Metazoa, Chordata, Aves, Passeriformes, Passerellidae. The transcript is spliced from 7 exons. Gene Ontology annotation, molecular function: transcription coactivator activity; protein heterodimerization activity; RNA polymerase II general transcription initiation factor activity. The coding region runs from base 34 to 795 and encodes 253 amino acids. Gene Ontology annotation, biological process: RNA polymerase II preinitiation complex assembly; DNA-templated transcription initiation. Gene Ontology annotation, cellular component: transcription factor TFIID complex; SAGA complex.